CUGUUGGAACUGGAUUAGGUGGCCGAGGACCUGGAAGUCCGGGCUUCCCUACUGAGACUGCUGCCCCACGGACCCGGAUAAGGGGAAGAAAAUAGAUGGAUGGAUGGAAUCCUACUUUGCGGAAAUUGCUUAUCACGGUCGGGUCAGGGAACAAUUAAUCACGAUAAACUAGGGAUGAUUUCUUAUCUCCACCAACUCCACUUCUCACUCCUGACUCAUCUUAUUUUUCUUUUACUUCUUCCCGUCAUGCCUCCUAUAAAUAAAUGACUGCGGCGGUCUAUCAAUUAGUGCGAGUUUUAUUAAGCCACGCGUCGUCAAUAACAUAUCUUCGUCGACAUAUUUUUAUAAUCAUUGGUGAUGUCGACCAAUUGUUGCAGCCCAAGUGGAAAUGAUUAGCAUAUAUUUCCAUAAUGCUAGAUGAAGGGCACAGAAUAAACAUGCUUCACACUGACAUUGGCAGUACUUGGCAAGAUUAGACACAAUAAGCUGCUUUACUUUGAGAAUAGCAACAAUAAGAAGCUGGAGUCUGCAAACGCAGACAGUGAGGAGGAGCUGCAGCUGCUCUCUUCAAACGUGGCACUUUUAUCGUAUCCAUCAGCAAGAUUUGGCAUUAGGAGUUGAUGUGAGGCUGCAGUGGAUUUAUGAAUGGGAAACAGAAGGAGGAGGAGCUACAGCAGGAGGAUGAAGAACUCCAGCAGUAGUAAAAAAUCUGACGUGAAUGGCGUCUUUUGGACGAACAGGCUUACUCCAUCGGCUCAAGUGCUGAAGCAAAAGCCUGCCGCACAAUGGGUGGGUAUAAUAGCAAAAAAUCAACAAAAUAAAUCAACAGUAUGGAAACAACGUAUUCCAUGCAUAGUUCUGAGAGGGCAUACUCUCAAAAUGAUGCCACUUUCUCCUCCUUCUUCAGUCUCCGACCGGUUUUGAUUUUCAGUGGUGAAGAAUGUAAUAAAAGGAGAGUGUCAUGCCAUACAUUUUUCCAAAACACAACCAAAGUAACAGCGUGUGUUAUAAAGAAGAACCAGUGAGGGAGAAACGACUGAAAGCAGGUCAGAAGCCAAGUACUUACGCCUCAACAACAGAGCACACACUGAGAGGAGUGAAGAUUGUGACAUCUGUGUCUGUCGACAACAUGGAAGAAACACUCCGAAAGAUUACAUUUCAGCAGUCACGUCAACCCUUAUGUGAAAAUCCUCAUCAUUCCCUCUUAGAAGUUACGAACAGCAUAAAUAUUAACUGCACUGGCCUGCAUGUGAAGCUUGAAAUGAAAGAAAUCAUUCAGCACAAUACGCUUGGCAUCCAGACCACGCUGGUUAUCCAUGAAAAGGGAGACGAUACUGACAAAUGUGUCAAGAGCACAGCUGAGAAGAAUGAAACACAUGAGAAACAUCACACGUCACAUGAUACCUUCAAUAGCACAAGUGAAGAUGGAACAAAUGAUCCAAUAUGUGCAACUAACAAUUCAAACUGGGAUCAGCACCAACAAAUAUCAACAAGCCUAGAAACGCUGAUGAAAGCCAACCCUUCACGAAAGGAGAGACUUUUACGUAGAAGCUUCAGUAAUGAUCUCUUUUGGAACGUUCAACCUCAGGAGCUUGCAGACAUGAAAUAUAACACUCUCGAAGACCUAGCAUAUGGUCUGGCCUCCUUUAAGAUCAGUUCCAGCUACAAAGCUGAUGCACAACAAGGAAGGUUUGACCCAACACCCUUUUCAAACUGUAGCGAAGAAGCUGGAAGACCGUCUUCUGUAGAAGCAAAGGGAAAGGCUUCAUUUGAAGAGUUCCCACAGUCUGGCAGCUAUGAGUCCAUGAGGCCUUGGUUAUCAACUACCAGCUGCGGCUUUGUGAACGAUUUAACUAAUUGCCAAAAGGGCAAACCCUGGAUUCCGAACAACAGCACUGCAGGACACAGAGAAGUUCUGUUUCCACCAAGAAGAUGUCAGACAUUUCCUUGCAUGUCCAAAGCUGCAAGCUUGAUGCAAGAGGACCCUCUCCUCCACUACGGCAAGCAAUUUUCCACAGGAACUGUCUCCCAUGUGAUCACAUUUCCUCUUCAAACGAAUAGUUUGGGAAUAGCAGUCAGCCAUGAUGGAAAGCCCACACCUUCUUCCAUGACCUGCAAUGAAGAUAAUCCCAAUGAUGAGAUUACUGUCAGUGACAAGAAUAGCCUGCUGCAAGACCCUGAUGAUUGCGCUGAUAAAGUAUAUAAACAUGAGAUGGCAGACAGUGACUUGGACCAGGAAAUGGGAGACCUGGAGUGCCACAGUCCAGACCUGGCUGCAGGCCAGCAGAGUGGAAGAGCACGAGCCAUUGAGGUCACUCCUCCAUCCUGCAGUGGAUCAGAGGAACACGCGGAGCAAAGCAGACCACUCUUGUCACUUCACAACAAUGAAGUUCAAAUUGAAAAGUCAAUUGCUGAGGCAAAAACUAGUUUACCAGAGCAAAGGUUCCUGCAGAUGCAUUCUAGCUUGGGACUGGGGAGCUGUGUGCAGAAACACGUUCGUCCUUCUUCUGACGUGUCACUUUUGGACAACAUAAAUGGCCCUUCAUUAAGCAGCAAUGACGACAUUCACCUUAAAGCACCUUCUGAAAGAACCGCAGAUACCACCCUGGCUUUGAGGAAUGAAAAGACAAGGAGUAGGCAGGAUGAGUGCAAUAAACCUGCACUGUCUGCGUCAUGUGCGGGGCAGACAAAAGAACAUCCCAAUAAAAGCGACAAGCCCGUAUCCAGAUGUUCCCUGGAAUCCAAAGAUCACCUGACACUUGUUAGCCUCAGAGAUGCAGACUGCAGUAUGUCGGACUCGUGGGCCAGGAGGCGCAAAGCGUUCGAGGAGAGCAAGCAGCGGGGCUCUGCGGGAGGAAGCUCCUUUACCAGUGAUGUUACAGAAGAAACAGAGCGGAAACGGGAUUGGAAAGUCUCAUACAGGCUUUGUGAAGUGGUUGUGAAACCGGGCUGCAACACUUUCAUCCAAAACCUUGGAGAGGAUGUGUCUGAGGACACACACACCAUGGACAUGGCAACUUGCGUCAGUGAAGACAGGGGCUUCUAUGCAGAGACUUUCCACUCGGCUGCAUGGAUAUACCAAGGAGAUAACGCCGAUCCUUCCGGGCUCCGCAGUAGAAGUCGAGCUGUUUCAAUUCGGGAGAGGACCGUCAAGAUCAACAAAAGGACAGGAGAGUAUCCUUGGGGCUUUCGAAUACAGUUCUCCAAACCCAUUGUGGUCACAGAAGUCGACACAAACGGGGCAGCAGAGGAAGCAGGUCUGAUGGUCGGCGACUAUGUCCUGGCUGUCAACGGAACAGAUGUCAGGAUUUCUCACUCGGAGGCUGCUGAUUUGGUUCGGCAAGGUCCAGAUGAGCUCGUGCUGACUAUCGGGUCAGAUAUUGCUCAUAGUCCGAAUACUCCGAGACCGGCGUGCCGUGGUUAUCUUCAUAAGCGUACCCAGUCUGGUCUGAUUAAAGGCUGGAGGAAGAGGUGGUUUGUACUAACGCAUGAGUGCUGCCUUUACUACUACAGACACAAACGGGAUGAAGGCAAGAGUCAGGCCUUAGCGGCUUUAAAGAUGGAAGGGGCUGAGGUGGGCCUGGAUUUUUCCCUGGGGAAACCCUUUGUGUUAAAGUGUCGUCCUCUGGCUGGUAAUCGAGUGUUCUACCUCUGUGCUACUUCCAACCAGGAAAUCAAAAGGUGGCUGGAAGCUAUGGACAGUGCUAUUCAUCCAAUAAUACAGCACCACGUGUGGGUGGAUGUCACCAGACACAACGGGAGUCUGCCCCCACUGGCUGUGAAAAGCCCCGAGAGCCUGGGGUUGCUUCAUAAAAUGGACAAGAGCAAGGACGUGUGGGUGCAGCACUACUGCAUCUUAAAGGAUGGUUGCCUCUACUUGUACAGCGGGAUCCGUGCAACCCAUGCACAUGGUGGAAUCUACCUGCAGGGAUACACGGUGCGAGAGCAGCCAUUUGGAAGCAAGAAAUCCACCAUUGAGCUGAAGCCCCCAUCUGAUGAGUUCAAGACUUUCUACUUCUGUGCAGAGAAUCCAAAUGAGAAUAAACGAUGGAUCGUAGCUUUGAAAGCGUCGAUAAAGAAGUGGCUGCCUUUGCAUCGGGCCCUUCAGGACAACAUGAAUGGGUCGCCAGAGGCCCCAAGAACCUAACAACAGUGUGAGAUCAUCCAACAGUAGAUUGUCAAAUGCAAUGACAAAUAUGUGUAAUGAGCAAAUGUUUUUUUUUUUUUGUUUAUGAGGCGUUUUUCUACAUUUUAUUAUUUAAACUACUGUAUUUACAAAAAAUCUGUUCUUUAUUCACGUUCACAUUCUUUCUUCAUAAUAAAUGUACUUUUAGGAUCUUCUAAGCUAAAUUAUAUACAGAAAACAAUAAAACACACAUAAAAGUCA
Molecule: messenger RNA, 4387 nt
Organism: Dunckerocampus dactyliophorus (ringed pipefish)
Lineage: Eukaryota; Metazoa; Chordata; Actinopteri; Syngnathiformes; Syngnathidae
Gene: pdzph1
Product: PDZ and pleckstrin homology domains 1
Exons: 15
Coding region: 962-4147 (1061 amino acids)
Molecular function (GO): protein binding
Source: RefSeq, a predicted model, not a curated record